AUGGCCACGGUGCACAACUCCAACGUCGCCUGCUGCUCUAUCCCCCCUGUUCAGUCCGACUACACCCCAAAGGGCACCUUCAAGCCCUAUGGUGGUUUCAACAAGGUGUACGUGACGGGCCCUGAGACUCCCGGAAAGAUGGCCAUCGUCUGUGUGUACGAUAUCUUCGGCUACUGGCCGCAGACCCAGCAGGGCGCGGACAUCAUCGCGGACAAGCUCAAGGCACAGGUGCUCAUGCCCGACUUCUUCGAGAACGGCGCGCCCUGGCCGGUCGACAACUUCCCGCCCACGACGGACGAGGACAAGCAGAAGCUCCAGGAGUUCUUCGGCGGGCUCGCGAACCCGGGCGAGAACGUCAAGCGCCUGCUCGCCGUCGCCGACGCGCUCAAGAAGGACGGCGUGGAGUUCAUCGGCGUGUACGGCUUCUGCUGGGGCGGCAAGGUCACCAUCCUCGCGAGCUCGACGGAGACGACGCCGUUUGGGGCCGCCGCGGCCGUGCACCCUGCAAUGCUCUCGCACGGUGAUGUCACGAACCUCGCCAUUCCCCUCGGGCUGUACCCGAGUAAAGACGAGCCUGAGGAAGAGUCCAAGCAGAUUAUGGAAAUCAUUUCCAAGAAACCGAUCAAGGACAAGAGCGACUACAAGCUUUACGAUUCGUUCCACGGCUUUGCUGCCGCGCGAGCAGAUUUGAAGGACGCCGAGAAUAAGAAGCACUACGAGGACCUAUACGGCCGCGUCAUCGGCUUCUUCAGCAAGACUAGUGGUACCAAGGUCGAAUGA
Epithele typhae is the source of this 780-nucleotide messenger RNA. Its product is annotated as Alpha/Beta hydrolase protein. The record is from RefSeq and is a predicted model, not a curated record. NCBI's taxonomy places the organism in Eukaryota, Fungi, Basidiomycota, Agaricomycetes, Polyporales, Epitheliaceae. The transcript is spliced from 7 exons. Gene Ontology annotation, molecular function: hydrolase activity. Bases 1 to 780 code for a protein of 259 amino acids.